AUGACGCUGAGAUUAAGAUCGAUCCGAGAGCUUUUUGGUCUUGGCUUUUUCGUAGGGCUGGUCAGUACAAUCGGCCUCGCCACGAUCCAGCCUGGUGACAACGCGAAAAUGAUGAUUUUUGCUGGGCUGGGUGAUUUUGAUCUUGGCACGGUUCUCUCGCAAGCCGUGGCAGGUGGCCAGUUCACUGCACCAUGUACUCACCUAGCAUCCGCAACUGGCUUGUUGAUGACUUCACAACCUUUAGGUACGGCAGUAAUCACAUCGAUCUAUUCUGCCGUCGUGAAUCAAAAAGUAACCACAUACAUCCCCGACCACGCUAGAAAGGCAAUUGCUGCAGAGGGGCUCACUGCCGACUCACCGCCAAUAUUUGUCGAGGCUCUUUAUGCUGCUCGGGCGGAACAGGCGGGCGAGGUUCAUGACAUCACCCAAGCCGUUUUGUCCUCUGGCUUGUGUGCCUUGCAACAAGCCAAUGCUGAUGCGAUUCGACACAUGUUCAUUAUUGCAGCCGGAUUCGCGUUGCUUGCAACUGUGCUGUACUGGUGGUUGGGCGACGUGAAGAAGAUCAUGGCCUAG
Molecule: messenger RNA, 573 nt
Organism: Exophiala aquamarina CBS 119918
Lineage: Eukaryota; Fungi; Ascomycota; Eurotiomycetes; Chaetothyriales; Herpotrichiellaceae
Exons: 1
Coding region: 1-573 (190 amino acids)
Biological process (GO): transmembrane transport
Molecular function (GO): transmembrane transporter activity
Source: RefSeq, a predicted model, not a curated record